AAACAAAUAUAAUUUCAGUACGAAACCGGAAAAUCGCGCGUUAGAAUAUUAAUUAAACAGAUUUCGUACGAUGAAAAUGAUUUCGAUAGAUCAGGCCAUAUGAACCUGUGGUUUAGCGUUCUUUAUUGAAUGUAAAUAAGGAAGUAAAGUUAUACACACCAAUAGUUGUUGUAAUAUUUCAACAGGAAAGAAAAGUUUUGUUCAAUAAAAGUAUCUGAUAUCAUUGAAUAGUGAUGGCAAUGAUCAAUAUCUGUUUGCUUCUCGGUUUAAUUAUAUAUGUUGAAAGCCACGAUGAUAUUCUGUGUCCUUUCGAUUUGUGUAAAUGUACAAAAGUUCGCGCCAUCUGCUCUGGUGAAGAUCUAACUUAUAUUCCACGUUUUCCAAAAGACGUUGUAUCGUUUACUUUUUGUAAUGGAAAUCUUGGCAUACUAUCAAAAGAAAUUACUAAAAACCUAACUUUCAAUGUUAUAUCUGUUCUUAGAUUUAUCAACAAUACCAUAGUUCGACUGGAGCCUGAUGCAUUUUCUUCUUUCGUGACAAUAAAGACAUUGAGAAUCUCAUCCGAACUAUCACUGCCAGCAACAGAUGUAAUGAAUGCAUUAAACACUAUGAAACUUACACGUUUAAAAUCAUUAGUGCUAACAAGCAACGGAUGGAGAUUUCUUCCAGACGACAUGUUUAAGGCAGUAAAAGCGAAUACAUUUGAUAUAAACCUCAACGGAAAUAAUCUGCAACUGUUGAAUUUGUCAUGGUUUUCAAAUAUAUCCCGCCAGCUAACUCUUAGAGUCAGUUUUAAUAAAAUUUCAACAAUUAUACCAGACAGUGUUUUCAGUCUAGAGAAACUUUGUCUAGACAGCAAUGAAAUCACAAAAUUUCCAAAAUUUUGCAUAAAUAAUGGUAAUAACAGUGCACUUCCUAAGUUAAGAUAUUUAUCCCUUAGCAACAACAAAUUUGGAAAUAUUGGAGCAUUUCGAUGUUUUCCGGGGGUAAAAAUAUUGAAAAUUGGCUACAAUUCGAUCGGUAGAAUUGCUUACAAUACUUUUACAGGGUUGAACAAAUUAACUAAUCUCACACUACGAGCUAUUGGAAAACCUUUGAAAAAAAUUGAAGAUGGUGCUUUUAAUUUAUCGUCAUUAGAAAUGUUAUCGCUCCGAGAAUGUCGUUUCCAUUUUGAUCGUCUAUCACCUUCGUCACAACGUACAAUGCUGUCAAAUUGCUAUGAUUUAAUAUUUCUUGAUAUUAGCGGAAAUUAUUUAGAUUCAAUCAUUUUGUCAAGGAUAAUAAAACAAUUACAACGAUUAACUUAUCUUAAUUUGGAAAACACAAGGCUUGGCUUUUUGCCUAGCAAUGUAUUUCCUGAACUGCCACAUAUAGAAACUCUUAUCUUGUCAAUGAAUCGAAUAUAUGGAUGGGACAGAGAUGUGUUUGCUUAUGUGACAUCACUACACAAUCUAGAUCUAAGUCAUAAUUUGAUAAAGAUAAUAAACGAAUCAUCUUUUCCAACUGCGUUACUUAUAAAUUUGAAAUCGAUAAGUCUAGCAAAAAAUCCAUUUGCGUGUACUUGUGAGCAGAUAUGGUAUGUCAGCUGGUUACGAAAGACAAAUAUAACGCUUUUACAGUACCCAAAAUGUUAUUAUUGUACCACACCAGACAAUUAUAAUGGAGUUUUGUUAAAAGAUUACAAACCUUCCUUUUUGUCGUGCAACCCAAUGUUUUUGGUUGUGAUUUCUAUUUCUGCACUUGCUUGCCUGCUUAUAUUAACAAUGGUAAUUUUUCUGAAAUGUAAUACAAAUGUUAAGAACUUUUUGUAUCUUCUCAAAGUUAAACAGUUUAGAAGACAGGGGUAUCUUCCUAUUUUGAAUAGCGAUGAUUAUGAAUAUCAUGCUUUUGUUGUUUACUGUAAUGAAAACCGAAUGUGGGUUCACAACGACUUUGUCAAAAAACUUGAAAAUGAGGAGGGAUUUAAGUUAUGCAUUCAUCACAGAGACUUUGAUAUAGGUGUAUCUAUCAGUGGAAACGUUGAUAAAUACCUUCAAAAUUCUUGGAAGGUUGUUGUUAUAAUAUCAAAUGCAUUUGCUAAAAGUGAAUGGUGCCAGUGGGAGGUCGAUAUAAUUCAGGAGAGGAGACGUCAACAUGGCCGAAAUGCACUUCUGUUAGUUAUGCUUGAAAAUAUCACAUCGAAAAAUAUGACAAGUCCUCUCCGUACUUUAUUAGACAGUACCCCCCAUCUGAGGUACAAAAAAGGAAUUGGUGAAAAUAUAUUUUGGACUGCAGUAGUCGAAGAUCUUCGAAAAGCCAUCGGACAACCCCCAGUAUCUGAAUUAUAGAUAUUAUAUUUGAUUUAACUUUUGCUUAGUUGAAAUGUGCGCCAAAGUUCACUUUUUAAUUGAUAUUAAGUUACUAAAUGCGUUAUGGGUACUUUUUUUUUUAUUAUUGUUCAUAUAGAUUCAUUCUCUUAUAACUUUCAAAAUUCUUUUUUUUUCUAUAUUUGUAAUGAUUUACUAAUAAAAAAAAACUUCUUGUUGUAUAUAAUGUCUCUGCAAUUAAACAUUGUAGAAAUUAUGAAUAAUUUUAUAUCAACUGGUGCUUACUGUUUUCUUCGUUUAUAUUUUUCCAUUAUUCUAAAAAUAACUGUAAGUCAAAUGAAUAAAAAAAAUAACACCAAGAGCAAAAUUUACUAGGCGGCAAACAGCAUAACUCAAAACACGUCGCAGAAAUAUUAAAAAACGAUCAAAAUAAAAUAACAAAAACUCAGAGAGGGGUCGAUGCUUGGGUGUUUUAUUUUUUUAAAUUCGAGGGGAUAUUUUAACUCCUAAAGGUGUCACACCUAUUGCACUUGUGAGAAGUCAUGAAUAUGGAAAAUCUCCCGUCGCUACAAAUCAGAAUGAUAAAUUAAUGUUCAAAUAGUUAGCCAAUCAAUCAAACGCUAAACGUUUCAUUGAUUUUUUUUUUAGCAUUAGAGAUCGUCCCUUUUUUGCCAAAGAUUGUCGAAGCCGUUAUUGCAAUGUUACAUGAAUCACUAUAUAGGACUUUUAGUAGUGUAAUUCCUCGAUGGCAAAAUAAGUUUUGAAAUCAUUUAAUUUUAGUAAUGGUAUAAACAUGUAUAUGUUGUCAGUUAUUUUUCUUUCAUGUUCUGUUUGCUAUUUACUCUCUUGUGCAAAUCUAUUAUGGUUGUAAACAGAUAAAACAAAAUGUAUACUGUAGGAAUCAAAACACUCUUAAGAAUUGUGUACAUGCAUAUGAUGCCAUCAGGAUUUGUGAAUUUGUCGACGCAGCAAUUCUAGAAAUAGUCUACUUUAUUUAAACGAAAAUUCGUGUACCAACACCAUAUUGUUUUUUUUGGGGAAAUGUAUGGAAGAUUUCAUGAUGUAAGACAAAUUUAUAUAUAUAUUCGGAGUAAAGUAUGACGUCCCUUAUCAUUAAACUAGUAUACAUUUUUGUUUAGGGACCAGCUGAAGCACUCCUCCGGAUGCGGGAUUUUCUCUCUGUAUUGAAGACCUAUUAUUGGCCUUCCGCUGUUUUUUGCUCUUUGGUCGGAUUGUUGUCUCUUUGACACAUUUCCCAUUUCCAUUCUAAAUUUUAGCUUAUUACAUGUGCUUUCUAUACACCUAUUGUGAAAGAAUACAAUCAAUUAUAUUUUAGACAAUA
Messenger RNA from Mytilus trossulus (common blue mussel), 3648 nucleotides. Its product is annotated as toll-like receptor 13. The coding region runs from base 234 to 2327 and encodes 697 amino acids. Gene Ontology annotation, biological process: toll-like receptor signaling pathway; immune response; inflammatory response. Gene Ontology annotation, cellular component: plasma membrane. The transcript has 2 exons. Gene Ontology annotation, molecular function: transmembrane signaling receptor activity; protein binding. NCBI's taxonomy places the organism in Eukaryota, Metazoa, Mollusca, Bivalvia, Mytilida, Mytilidae. The record is from RefSeq and is a predicted model, not a curated record.